CCCUAGUUCCGCAUCCAUCUUUUCUCAUUUGUCGGUAAGAGCUUGUGUAUUUGAUUUCUUUGGUUCUCACUUCAUUUGAGAUGCUUAACUUCAUAUGUACCCCUCAACUGCUUGAUCGAGGGGCAUCUGGUGUUGGCAAAACGGGUCUUCUAGUGUGGAUGCUGGCUUUAGGGCGCUGGAGCGGCUGGGAGGCUACAUGAACCAUUUGCUGGCUCUGAUCUUCCACCAAGGAGUGCAUAAGCAGUUCUUGCAGCUUCAGCAGCUAGAAGACUAGAUAUCCUCAAACUUCGUAUCAUAAGUGGUCGGCAUCUUCUAUCACAAGUCUGAGAAGCUCCUCGAUCACUUCCCUCCACUCUCUGCUCAUGUACGUAUGUAGUAGCUAAUAGUCUAGUACAGUUGAAUUUUGGGUGUUGGUUUGUGAUAGGGAUUAUUCGGGUUUUGUUUUUAGAAAACGAAGGAAUUGAUUUGAGUUUGGAUAUGAGAGUUGGCGGUAGAGAGUGCAAAGGUAAGGAAAUGUUUGAUUGGAGUUUGCAUUUUAUUUAUUCUUGUUUAGGUGUGUUGCAUUGUACAGUUUGGAUGAAAUGUAUGAUUACCAGAGCUGAAUAUGUAGUUGUCUUUGAGGUAUUUGGAGGCUAAACGUGUUGAUGACUCUUUGUUGUUAGCAGCACCUAGACCAGGGCUAUUAUCCAGACAGGAGGAAGAAAGGCAAGGACUACAAAGAAGGAAUGUACAAGCUUCCAUUUUACUACCCGGACAGGUGCUUGAGAGCUUUGGAGCUGCUUGAGCACUGCUUGUAAGAGAAUGAGAAAACAGGGGAAGUCAGGAUGCACACCAACAAAAUUGAAAACCGAGAAAAAGCAUCGGCAACAGUUGACACGAGGGAACUAGCGGCAAGAAUCGAACUCUUUAUCUCCAUGGCAAGUCAUACAUUCUCCUAUUAGCGCCCGCUCAAGGAGUACAUCUUUUUCAUUGCUCCUUUACUGAUUUGUUGGCUACUGGGACUUAUACUACAAAUAUCUAUGCUUUUUUUCAUGUUUUCCCUAUA
This is a messenger RNA of Linum tenue, 1045 nucleotides long. Lineage: Eukaryota; Viridiplantae; Streptophyta; Magnoliopsida; Malpighiales; Linaceae. The record is from the annotation of a GenBank genome assembly.